GCACGUGGGCGACACGAAACAGCAGCAGCCACAACAACAACAACAACCACCACCACGAGACAUCCACAACCUCCACCACGAGACCUCCACAACAACCACCACGAGACCUCCACAACCUCCACAACAACCACCACGAGACCUUCACAACAACCACCACGAGACCUCCACAACAACCACCACGAGACCACAACCUCCACACAACCACGAGACCACCACGUGAGACAACAACAAUAAGCACCACAAAGCAACAACAACAAUAAGCGCGAGACGGCGACGCAACAACAACAACAACAGCAGCAGCAGCGACUUCGGGCACCAGGAGGAGAGAGGCGCGGAGUGGUGGUAGUGAGAAGGUGGCCUGCGGCCUCGCGCGCACCAGGGCCGGAGGAGCCGCGGACGCCGGUUCGGGAUCUCCUCCGCUCCCUCUCCGCCGAGGGAUGUCGGCUCCCCUCGGGGCUCGGGAAGCCAGGCCGCCCGGCGGCGCGGGUCCUACGGGCGGCGGAGCCGGGGCCCCCGGUGGCGCGCAAGCGAGGCCCGGCGCGGCGGCGGCGGCGGUGGCGGCGACGCGGGCCCCCGAGGAGGGUCCGGCUCGCGGCGCGGAGAACGCGACGUGCGGGGGCGGAGGCAGUCAGCCGCCGGGCAGCAGCAGCUCGGGCACGGAGGGCAGCAGCAGCUCGGGGGGCACCCAGAGCACGCAGGACACGCUGCCCAGCCAGGACCUGCCCUCUCUGGGCGAGGGGGAGGGCGACGCCGCCGGGCCCAAGCCCUGGGGCCGCCUCUACUCGACGCACCGCGCGUUCCCCACGCUGGACCUGGUGUGCGAGGAAUACCUGUUUGGACGGGCCCCCUCGUGCUCUGUCUGCUUUAACGACCCGCACAUCCGCGCCUGCCUCGGAGACCUCUACUCUGCCUACAGCUCCAAGCACUUCCGCAUAUACAGGGGCCAAGAGGUUUUCCUGGAGGACUACAGUUCCAACGGCACGUACAUCAACGGCGAGAAGGUCGGAAAGAACAAGCGGCACGUACUCACGAACAACGCGGAGAUCUCCAUCGCCUUGGCCACGCACAGAGCGUUCGUCUUCAGCAACCUGGAAAGAUACGAAGAGUCCCAUUGGCCGGAGGAAAUAAAGAAGAAAUACAUCAUCACGCAUACCCUCGGGAGCGGCGUGUUCGGAGAAGUGAAGCUGGCUUUCCACAAGGGCAGCGAAAAGAAGGUGGCCAUCAAAGUCGUUCCAAAGAGAGGCCUGCCCAUCCCACAAUCUUCCUGCAGGGAUGUGAAGACAGAAGCGGACAUUCUCAAGAAACUCAAGCACCCGUGCAUCAUCACGCUCGAAGAUGCGAUCGAUUCUGCAGACGCGCUCUACCUGGUGCUGGAGCUAAUGGAGGGAGGUGAACUUUACAACAGGGUGAAGAAGGGUGCUCUUCCUGAACACAAUGCAAAGUUGAUCUUCUAUCAGCUGGUCUUGGCUGUGCAAUACCUCCACGGCCAGGGGGUGACGCACCGCGACCUCAAGCCAGAGAACGUGCUGCUGUCUUCCAACAGCGCGGAGUGCCUCGUCAAGGUGUCGGACUUUGGGCUGUCGCGCUUCGUGGGGGAGCAGUACCUCAUGCGCUCGCUGUGCGGCACCCCCGCGUACCAGGCCCCGGAGGUGUUGGCCUCCUGCGGCCUGGGCGGCUACACCCGCGCCGUGGACUACUGGAGCCUGGGUGUCCUCCUCUUCAUAUGCCUGAGUGGUUACCCCCCGUUCAGCGAGGAGUUUGGGGAGAUGAGUGUACACGACCAGAUCUGCACUGGGACGUUUGACUUCCCUGAGGAUCUAUGGAAAAAUGUCUCGGAAGAAGCCGAAGACCUCGUGAGGAAGUUGAUGGUGGUUGAAGUGAAGCGGCGGUACACGACCGAGCAGGCGCUGGGCCACGGCUGGUUACAGGAUCAAGAAAUGAUCCACAAAGCGCAGUCGCUGAUGGCAGCCGGGAGUGGAGCGAUGCCGCCACCCCUGGUGGCCAACUUCUUGCCGGGCGCAGGCCGAAAGAGACCGGCAGAAGAGGGAGCAGGCGGCGGUGGCAAGCUGUGCCUCGAGAUGCCGCCCAUGAAGAGAUGAGCCGUGGGCGGUGACGCCCCAGUGCUCCGAUGUCGUGCCACCUGGGGGAGAUCGGGACGUGUGCCGCUGUUUAACCACCCCCAGAGGAAAGCCACGGCCGGCGAAACGUGGCGGCUGGGUUCACACAGAAAUCACCCUGGGGAUGUUCCCUUGAAGAGAUGACGGUGCUCGGACGCUGUAUUCCAGUGUAAACGUGCGGGGCGAUGGAUGAUGCGUGGAGGCGUCAAAGCUUUUGAAUGUCAAUUUACUGUACUUGAAUUUUAAACGAUUGUCGGUGUGAUUUCUUGUCACAGCUUGAUGCAGAAAGUGAGCCGGCCUAAUAACGCUUGCACACAUGUACACUAACCCACAAUAACAACCAACAGUGCCAAACAUGCAUAUUAAACACGUGCACGCUGCUUGCAGAUGUUAUGAUUUUUGAUAUAAUUCCGCACAGAGGAACUUUACCACUUGACGACUGUGGCAGCGACACCACUUUGCAAUCGGAGACCAGGCAUGAGGGGGGGGUGGGGGACGCUGUCGUAGAGGGGAUGGAGUUGGAGGCCGUCUGUGAAACGUUUUUUUUGUUGGGCCGGGCGAGGUACAAGAGAAGCGAAUCAUGUCCAGAUUCAUUUUUCUUUGUGAAGAUAAGGCUCACCGUAAUUGUUAAUUUUCCAAUAUUUUAUUACUUUCACCUCAUUUUCAUAGCCUUUUAUUAUUAUUCGUAGACCAAGCCUCUGCCUCGGUGCCCUGCUGCUGCUGCUGCUGCUUCUUCUUCGCACGUGCGUGCAGUGCUUUCAUUUGUAUCGGGCUGAUUUGAUGCCCGGGAGCGUGGGUGAUGUUGGCAUUAGGCUGUGCUGGUGCGUGUAACGGGUGGAAAGUCUCCGGUUUGAGGCUUCCUGGACUAGGAGGCCUUGGCAAGAGCGGAGGGCAGGACCUCCCCGGAUGUAUUUACAUCAAAACGUAGGCUGUGAUCGAUUACAAUCGGCCCAUUUACCAGGGUAGCCACCUUGUCCUGCUUUGACCCACAAAUCACAGCGAAUUGCUGUGAAUUGUGUUCGAUCGCCAAGGAUGGAUUGGCGCCGAGGUGUGCUGGCAUCGUGCUGAGCGUUGUGAUUGCAGGAUGCCCCACGGCGUUGAUAGACCCAAGGACGAGGAUAAGGUUGGCGUUUUUUUUGUCUGUCUGACGAGCGUAGCGACCAAACUUGUGCGUCGCGAAACGAGAAACAGAUGCAGUUUUAUAUUUUUUAUUUUACACAUGAGUUGUGCAGCAUUUGAAGAAUGUAAGGAUGUUUCGGAAAGCAAGAAAGUUAAGUUUUAACUACCACUUGAUACGGAAUCGAAUAUUGCGCUCUUAACCCGAGGCGCUUGCCUACGGCGUCCCCUUCGUUAAGCGAUGGCAUGAUAAACUUAAAAAAACCGUUGUACUGUACUAUUGAUAGAAUUUUAAGAGUUCAAUGUACGUGUUGGUAAUAAACACUUUUUUAACAG
Molecule: messenger RNA, 3569 nt
Organism: Lethenteron reissneri (Far Eastern brook lamprey)
Lineage: Eukaryota; Metazoa; Chordata; Hyperoartia; Petromyzontiformes; Petromyzontidae
Product: serine/threonine-protein kinase Chk2-like
Biological process (GO): protein phosphorylation
Molecular function (GO): protein binding; ATP binding; protein kinase activity
Source: RefSeq, a predicted model, not a curated record